AUCAAUCCGACAACCUUAGAGUAUCGUAGAAUUCCAACCUCUCCUCUGGCUCUUCCUAAGUCUGGUGCCUCUAGCACGUAUGCUCUAGGCUAUGAUUCUGUUAGUGACGAUUAUAAGGUGGUUACUCUUUCUUAUUAUAAGAAUGAUAUAUCCUGUACUUUUGUAGAUGUUUACUCUGUGAGAAUGUGUUCAUGGAGGCGACUUGAGAGCUUAUGUACUGAUGGUGCAAUUCCUAGGCACGGUUUUGCGGUUUUGGUAAAUGGGGCUUUGCAUUGGUUGGCUGGCAAAUCUUUUGCAUCUGCAAUUGUUGCUUUUGGUUUAAGUGAUGAGAAAUUCUUUGAGGUGCCAAUGCCUAUUGAUGACAAUCAUUAUCCGUGUCAUGAUUUUGUGGGUCUUAGAGGGUGCCUUUGUCAGGUGGCUAAUGUUAAACUAAUAGCAAACAAAGUCGAUGUUUGGAUCAUGAAAGAAUAUGGGGUUGCAGAGUCUUGGACCAAAUUUAGUGUUACAAGACAAAAUUUAGCUUUCACUCCGUUGUGCUUAAUAAGUGAUGAUGAUAUUGUAUUUGAUGUGUGUGGAGAAAAGAAGUUGAUUGUCUACAAUAAGAAAGAGGAACAGUGGAGAGAUUUGAAUGUUGAUGGAAUAAUUGCUAAGUUUGCAAGGAUUAGAACUUUCACGGAGAGUCUUGUCUCUCCUAUGUUUGGCCUUGAUGCAAUAUUCUGAGAUGAUGUUAUACUCAGGGAUGGAUAUAUCUGCUUCUAUGGAAUUGAUUGUUAGAGAACUUGGACAGACUCAUUGAGGCCUGGAUUUCAAUAUAUUUUUAGUUCCAAGACUGUUGCUCUUUAAUUAUGAUGUUAUAAAAUGGAUACUAUUUAAGAUCUUAAAAAAGAUUACUAUCGUAGAAGUAGAGUUUUUGAAAUAGAUUUGCAUUUAUGAUUUGUAUACUGUUUAGUAUACAAAGGAUAGCUCUGUAGCACCGUCAGGAGAAUACUAGUUGAUUAUUCACAUA
Molecule: messenger RNA, 1006 nt
Organism: Nicotiana tabacum (common tobacco)
Lineage: Eukaryota; Viridiplantae; Streptophyta; Magnoliopsida; Solanales; Solanaceae
Source: RefSeq, a predicted model, not a curated record